Exophiala xenobiotica is the source of this 2776-nucleotide messenger RNA. RefSeq lists its product as uncharacterized. Gene Ontology annotation, molecular function: oligopeptide transmembrane transporter activity. Bases 253 to 2472 code for a protein of 739 amino acids. The transcript has a single exon. NCBI's taxonomy places the organism in Eukaryota, Fungi, Ascomycota, Eurotiomycetes, Chaetothyriales, Herpotrichiellaceae. The record is from RefSeq and is a predicted model, not a curated record. Gene Ontology annotation, cellular component: fungal-type vacuole membrane.
CGUGAAUCAUGGUGAUCAAAUCCGAAUAUCCGGAAACCAUCAACGCACGGCACCUAGAUUGGACUUGGGAUCAUCAAGGUAUGGUUGCUUGAGCAGAGACAAUCCCACAUUCGGCCUAUAUACAGGUCAUAUACAAGGCCACUGCUACCACAGAGUGGUCACUAUCGGCAGGCCGAUGCCACCCGCGCCUGGUCUGACUCCAUGGCUACGGUUAACAGCAUCACCGUGAUACAACAAUAGCCCCGGCACAUUAUGCACCCUGAAAGGGAUUCCUCUUCUCGCUCGCCUUCGGUAUCGGAUCCUCAAGACCAUGAGUUGUCUGCGUCUUCGCCGGCAGACGAUCACUUGUAUCAGCAUGACAUUGCCCCCACGAGAUCCGAUCAUGCCUGCUAUGCCAUACCUGGUGCCUCCGAUUCGGCCCUCGACGGGACAAAUUUCACGGUUCGAGGUCUUUUGGUAGGAAUCGCGAUUGGCAUCAUCAUAUGCUUUUCCAAUACAUACUUCGGGUUGCAGACAGGAUGGGUGUCCGGGAUGGCUAUGCCCGCAUCAUUGAUCGGGUUUGCGAUAUUCAAAGCCAUAUCACCCUAUCUGGCACUUCCGUUUACCCCGGUGGAAAAUGUAUUGGUACAGACGGUGGCCGGAGCUGUGGGAACCAUGCCAUUAGGCUUAGGUUUCGUAGGGGUCAUGCCCAGUCUGGAAUUUCUGCUCAAGAAGAGUGAGGGCGCACCAAUAGAUCUGAGCAUUUGGAGGCUCUUCGUCUGGGGUGUUGGACUGUGUCUUUUCGGAGUGGUCUUUGCUGUCCCACUGAGGAGGCAGGUCAUCAUACGUGAGCGGCUGAAGUUUCCCAGCGGCACCGCUACCGCUCUGAUGAUAAGUGUCUUGCAUGGCGGAGCCAAAAGCGAUGAAGCCAAGGAACGAGAGAUCGCAACGCAGGGCACAGAGGAACGCGAGGAGCUGUUGCGCGAAACCGACCGAGACGAUGUCAACAGCCAGCCUGAUGAGCGUGAUGUACGAGCCGACUGGAAAAGACAAAUCCGACUUCUCAUGGUAGCCUUUACCGGAUCUGGAUCUUAUACCUUGAUUCAAUACUUCCUCCCUAUUCUGCACAAACUGCCGGUCUUCGGCACAUACCUGGCCAAUACCUGGGUUUGGACACUGAAUCCAUCACCAGCGUACGUCGGUCAAGGCAUUAUCAUGGGCCCAGCGACCACCUUCCACAUGCUCUUGGGAGCAAUCGUAGGCUGGGGCGUACUCAGUCCCAUCGCCAAACACAAAGGCUGGGCACCCGGCUCCGUCGACGACUGGGAGACAGGAAGCAAAGGUUGGAUAGUCUGGGUCAGUUUGGCCAUUAUGCUCGCCGAUGCAGUUGUCAAUCUAGGCUGGCUAAUCCUCCGACCCACCAUCAAAUACGGUCCCGACUGGGUCCGCACAGCUCAACACCACUAUAAACACAGCAACUCCUGGGCCGACUUCUUCCUUGGCAAACAGUUUGCCGGUUACCUCGCCCUCGACACAUCUCCAGACUCUAAUAAUAACUCAGCACCACGCAAGCCCGCGAAAUCCUCACCCUCGGACGACACUCCCGACGACGCACCACCACACCACCUGAUUUCAGGCCGCACGGUCUGCAUCCUGCUCCCACUCACCCUCAUCCUCUGCGUUCUCUGCAUCCACGUCACCUUCGGCACCUACAUCCCGAUCGGCCUAAACAUCCUCGCCAUCCUCCUCGCCUGUGUCCUGUCCAUAAUGGGUGUCCGUGCCCUGGGAGAGACCGACCUGAACCCGGUGUCAGGCAUCUCCAAACUCACGCAACUCGUCUUCGCCCUCGUCACCCCAACUGGCAAACACGCAAACCACGCCAUCGUCAUCAACCUGCUUGCCGGCGCCGUCAGCGAAGCCGGUGCCCUCCAAGCCGGGGACAUGCUCCAGGACCUCAAGGCGGGCCACCUCAUCGGCGCAAGCCCCAAGGCCCAGUUUUACGGUCAAAUGAUCGGCAGCGUGGUCGGGGCGUUCGUCUCCGCGGCCGUCUACAAGCUGUAUGUCUCGGUGUACCAAGUCCCAGGUGAACUCUUCGAGAUCCCGACCGCGUACGUCUGGAUCUUCACGGCCCGUCUGGUGACGGGAAAAGGUCUGCCGCCGAUGGCGUGGCAGGUCGCCCUCAUUGCCGGCGCGAUUUUUGUCAUCACCACGUCCCUGAGGAUAUACAUGCUCGCAUACCGUGACCAGAAGCCCUGGUGCCGGACACUGCAUCCGUGGAUACCAGGGGGUAUCGCGGUCGCGGUGGGCAUGUACAACACGCCGAGUUUCACGCUGGCCAGGACCGCCGGAGGGAUAAUCAGUUACUGGUGGGUCAACUGGAAGCGACGAGGCGAGACCCGGGUCAUUGUUCUCGCCAGCGGCCUGAUCCUCGGCGAGGGCGUGAUGAGCAUCGUGAACCUCGUGCUGGCGAGUUUGGGAGUGCCGCAUCUAUAAUGUCUACGCCAGAAUAUGGUCAGUGUGGGUCUCGAAAGAAGUCCACUAUGCGCAAGCCUAAAGACUAGCAUGUCGAGGACGGAUAUGACGACCAUUGGCCACUACUCGUGGAGGUUGCGGCUACUUGAGCUGGACGAUUUCUUUCUCCGACAGCGGAGGAAGUGCGAUAUGAGUUACGACUCUUCUUUUACAUGCUAUCAGCGCUGACGAGCAUGAGGCGUUCGGGACGUCUCGGAGGUUCCAUGUAUAUAGAAUAGAGCAUCCGAAUAGAGGAUAUAUUCAUCAUUUUCAUGUAUGAGUUAUC